AUGGCCAGUCGCGGAGAUCGCUGGGAACGGGAUCGCCUGGAUCGGGACCGCUUUGUCGGCGAGAGAGAAGAGGUUCGUGAGCGGGAUCGCUUCGAAGAAGAUCGCUUUAUGAGCGGCGGGCGGGGUGGCCGUGAUCGCUCCGAGGAGCGCCUUGGCAGCAGAUACGGCCGGUCAUCCUACGAAGAUGAUAUUGUCCGUGAUCGCCGGUACUACGAAGAUGACAUCCGCCUUGAUCGCCGUUCAGAUCCUCGACGGGAGCCUCUCCGGGACCCCCUCCGAGACCCCCUCCGAGAUCCCCUCCGAGAUCCCCUCCGAGAUCCCCUCCGAGAACCUCUUCGAGAACCUCUUCGAGAGUCUUCUGAACGCCGUACCAUGUUUGUCGAAAAGGAACGCGAUCGCGAGUACUACCGUGACUCUUCGCCUCGACGCCCAGGGCUGAUGCGCCGCCAAUCAUCCCUUGAUACAUAUGACCGUCGACCACUGCCCAGAUUUUUCGACCAGCGAGAGGAACUUCCAGCGCCGGCCCGCCGCGAGGACAUUCUCCGUGAAGACUACCGGGCCCCGGCAUAUACACCUAUUCCUCUUCCCAAGGCCCGCGGCCUGCCGCCUCGACAAUAUGACGAACGCUUCUAUGAAGAUAUCCACGUUGAGCACGAUCGAAUUGGAGAAGGCAUCCCGGCCGCCCCGGUCAUCCCUCCAGAGCGCAUCGUCGAACGAGAGAUUAUUCGAGAGAAGGAAAAGGAAAAGGAGAAGCGCAGCCGCAGCCGAGAUUCCCGCUCUACUAAACGAAGCCACUCCCACAAGCGCAGCCACCGAGGCAGAUCUCACGCAUCCAAAUCUUCUACCCGGUCUUCCAGUAGCAGCAGCAGCAGUAGCAGCAGCAGCGGUGGCACCACAGUCAAGAGCACCAAGAGCGAGUAUCCAAAGAAGGGCAAGACCAGAAUUCCUGCUAGAUUAGUGUCUAAGCGGGCGCUGAUUGACGUCGGCUACCCUUUUAUUGAAGAAGGCAAUGUCAUUGUCGUUCAAAAGGCUCUAGGACAAGCCAAUAUCGACCACCUGCUUAAACUGAGUGAAGAGUACAAGUCAAGUGAACUUGAAGUUGCCGCUGCUCGAUCCUCAGCCGGCGAGAUCAUCCGAGAGCGCAGAGAGGAGCUCAUCAUCGAAGCACCAGCACCUCCGCCCCCACAGACGAUUUAUGCGCCUCCGCCUCCACAGUCGGUUUAUGCUCCGCCUCCAGGUCCUCCACCAAUUCCAGCUCCAGCUCCAAUUCUAGUUCCUGUGCACGCUGGGCACUCUGGGCACCCAGCACCCGUCAUCAUCGAGGCUGUGCCUCGUGGAGGAGUUGAAUUGAUUGACAAGACCGUCUACCGCGAUGAUAAAAGCGUGUACUAUGACGACAAGUCAGUAUACCGAGAUGACAAAACCAUCAUAUACCGAGACUACUCGCCAUCAUCGCGCGGCCGGAAAAGCAGGAGCCGCUCUCACUCCCACCACCACCAUCAUCUCAGCGACGACUACCAGCUAGUGGAGCGCCAUCGUUCACGAACACGAUCGCGCAGCGGAAAGGACAUUCGCUCCGAAAUCAAAGCUCUCGAAAAGGAGCUUGCCUACCGAGGCAAACGAGACCUUGACCGCGAGGUCGUCCGAACCGAGAGACUCCCCAACGGAGACUUUGUGACGUACGAAGAAUCGAUUGAGAAGAUUUCGUCCCACAAGCCGGCGCGUAUCGAGAAGGACAAGAAAGGUAGGAUGUCCAUCAGCGUGCCAAAAUACCGAUGA
Molecule: messenger RNA, 1779 nt
Organism: Trichoderma atroviride IMI 206040
Lineage: Eukaryota; Fungi; Ascomycota; Sordariomycetes; Hypocreales; Hypocreaceae
Source: RefSeq, a predicted model, not a curated record